GGAGCAGGGAGGCAGCCAGGUGAAUAGCUUGCGAGUGGAGCAGCGGCAGGACAGAUUUACAGAGACUCAGGCACGGGAGAUAUUAGCGAGUUUCCUCAGCAGGUACCAAUCUCCAGCCAGUGCACGUCUUAUUCUGUAGCCUUCGCUCCGUCCUGCACCCGGGGCUGCCAUGCCCACAGACAUCAUGCACGCGGUGAGGAUGCACCCUAUAGCCGAGCUGCAGCACCCCAGCCCCGCGGUACCUCUCAGACUGCUCACCCGGGGGCCCGACUAUCUGCGGCGGCAGAUGGAAGCGUUGGGCAGCCCGCGGGCCAAUCUGAGCGCAGUGGAGAGACUGGCGGCCGAUAAAGCCAAGUACGUGAAGACCGCGCAGCAACAACAAGGUGUGUGUGGGGGCGGCGGAGGCAGCAGCACUGGGGGCAGCCGGGGGGAGGCCAGAGGGAGCUCGGCAUCAGACAGCAGCGGCAGCUCCAGGGGCAGCAAUGAGCAGGAGGGCACGGCGCCGGUGCGCAGGGGCAGCAGUAAGAGAUCUACUCGGCCCGACUCGCUUGUUAUCUACCGGCUCAAGAACCGAGGAGAAGGGCAGCAGCAGCAGCAGGCAGAGGCGGCCCGGCUGGGAUUAGUCAGGAGACUGUUCCUAAAGGAAAAACCCCCCGGCGGUGCCAUCCCGCGACCCCAGGACGUCUGCCCGACUGAAAGGCUUUCCCCGGGGAAGGAAAGAAGCGACUCCCGCUCUAGAAGCGGCCUCCACCGAUCCCAGUCCGACAUCAGCUCCCGCUACUCCCGCUCCUUCUCCGACUUCGAUUCGUUCUUCCAGUUCUGCGGGCUGGAGCCGGAGGUGGUGGAGGAGCUGGGCAGGGACAGGUUCAGCCCGGCCCGGGAGGAGAGGCUUCUGGCUCAGUCUCGGAUCCGCAGUGUCUCAGUGGCCACGUCUGAAAGCGGCAUGAGCUGGAGGAGCGACGGGGAGGGAAGCGCCGGGGGGCCGCUGCUGGAGGAUGAGCCGCUCAGCGGACAACUGCCCGGGGCCAACAGCACCACGUCUGUCAUUGAGCGAAACGCCCGGAUCAUCAAGUGGCUGUACGGCUGCAAGCGGGCCAAGGAGACCCGGGGAGGAUCCCCCGACCUGCCCUGAAUACCAAUGGGACUGGAGAGAGAGAGAGUAGUGACCGCACUACUGGGAUUGGCCCAGGUGAGCCGCCAUACAACACUGCCAUCAUCUCUGUGCCAUGGAUUAUAGUCGCUGUGUGUCCAGCACUGGCUCAUGCCCGGGGCCACUGGCUUUACACUUAUCGCUGUGCCAACACCUGUGGCCUCGGAUAUUCACACUCUGGCAUUCCUGUACAUCAGUCAUGUUGAAGGCUGUUGGUAAUUCUGUAUAGUAUUGUCCAGUCGUAGCCAAAACAGGGCAGGAUGGGCCCCCCUGUCAUACACUCUGUAUUUGAAACAUUUUAAGCUACCAAGGAGGGACAGAUGGACAAAAAAAAGCACCUGAAUCCUCUUGGCAACGUUGGUCAGAACUGAAUUGUUACUUGCCCUUUGUUGUGCCGCCACCAUAAUAAUAAUAAUGGCAGCCUGACCUUGUUCACUGGUCUGUACCAGGCUGGCACCGAUGUCUAUUGCAGAGCCCAGUACCCACUUGUAUCUCCUUAUCAAAGAAAGACAUUGAGCUCCCGUGGAGCCGUCUCUAUUCACCUUGUCACUGGGAACAUUCUGGAACCCUUGGUGGGAGGGGGGUGGGUGUCCUACAUACGCUGGGGGCUCCUGUCAGUCACCAGGUUCUGGAACUUUACAUGCGGCUGCAUAAAACUGACCUGUGUUCGCAUUCCAAAUACAUUCCAAAUACAAGGCCUGGCUGCUGCCUGUAAUCUACUUUUUAAUAGGGACACAUUCAUGUCGUGGUCGUUUGCACUUGAACCCAGCAGUGUAACACUUAUGCAGUAUGCUCCAUAUUGCUCAGUCAUGUUGCUACUUAAUAUAUAACCCUAUGUAUUACUAUUGUGUUGUAGGGGGGAGUCUUUUAUUACAGCAGCUUAUCCUUAGAAAUGAUACCCUGUCUACAAAAGCCCCUGCUAGACUUUCCCCGUCAUGGGGGUUCCUCGAUUCUCAUCAUUUCCCUUCCAUUCCCGCUGCAGUGUGGCAUGCUACAUAAACAUGUGUUGCAUAUGUUCAAAUGGUGUUAUUUUAUGAGAUUUACUUGCACGUAUUUGGAGGAUGUUGGUUUCCCCCCUUCCCAAUUCUGAGAAUUAUAUUGCAAGCCACAAGCUGCUAAUGGUACUGGUACUUCAACGAUGGUUUUGGUGGGACUCUGUGCAAACACACUCACAUUUCCCAGCCAGGUGAUUGUUUCCUACUUGGAGGCAUUUCAGCUUCGGCUGUUGGGACUGGCGAGACUUCUGUCUCCUGCCCUUAAGUGGGAGUCCUGCUUUUGCACCUGCAUAAUCAAAUAAAACAAUGUAUUUGUGCAGUAAAAUCUCAUGGAUAAGCAGUGAUCUUCAGCCUUUGGCCUUUGCUGAACUAUACAUCCCAGGCAUUUUGAUGCACACUGUUCUAGAGCCUUAUUUUAAUAAAUGCAGUUGUUCCCUAUACAUGCAGUGGCGUUAAUCCAGCGAGACCCACCUGAUAGUUGUCUUGUUCAUGUUCUUUUUUUGUACCCCAAAAUGUCACACUUAAGAUCCGAGAGGAGUUGCUCCAUGCACUUUUUUUUUGUCAGUGAUGUGCCAGUGCAUUGCAACAGGCAGUUUGUACAGGCUGGCACAGGCUUACCCGCACAGCAUUGUGGGACUAUAAAAAUACAAACAUUAAAACAAAAGAAGAUAAACUGGUGCUAUUUGUGUCUUGCAAAAAACAUAACACUGUGCUAAAGCAUUGAAUCCAAGAUGUGUGGCGGGGAGUUAGGAUUUCAGUUGCCUGAGCCCAGCUCAUGGAUUUGCUUCUGGAAUGUGGAGUUCAGAAAGCAGCAGCCCGGGGCAAAGCCAUUUGGUUCCCAGGUGGCCCAACUAUUGGAACUAGGAGAUAAAGAGUAGAUUGCCUUCAGCUCCUUCAGACACUGGCCUGGUUCUAGUAAGUUAGGAGAGUCCAUUUGGGGUUACUGCAGCAUGUCAUGCUCAGAGGACCCCCCCCCCCUAAAAAAAGAAAAACUGUAGUCACGAAAGCCCUAACCAGCAUAGUUCUUAUUUGUAAAUAUCUGGUGACACAUUUUGGGAAUGGCUGCUGCCUCAGGAUCCUUAUCUGAAUCUCUGUCUCUUGUAGCCUAGGGCCAUUUUUUCUUAUCUCCCCUUGUUCCAAGGGGGACAGUGAUCUGCCAUUUAAUCUAAUAAGACCCCUGCAGGGAUGCGCAACCUGUAGCCCUCCAGGUGGAGGUGGCUUACAAUAUGUCCCCUGCAGCAGUCAGGGCAUGCUGGGAAUUGUAGUUCUGGACAUAUAGCUGCUAUACCAUUGAGCACAGGACUUGUCCACCUUUUUUUUUUUUUUUUGCACUUAAGUGUUUUUUGCCCAUAUAUUACAUGUGCAAACAGCUGAACAGUGUCUACAUUUGUUACGCUUGUAGUGAAGUGACCUUCUCUUUGUUGGCUUAUUUGAUCUGGCAACUGGAGCAUGUAUAGGAAACAAACAGGCCCUUCACUAUUCCCCCCCCCCCAUUUACCGGGCAGCAGCUUUUGUUUGCUGCAGAUGUUUUUACUGUGCACUGGGGAUAGGCUAUAGGAAUAUUAUGGGCUCUGGUUAAAGGGAACCCAAUGUGAUUAUUUCUAUUUAUCGGUAGGGUCCAUCAUGCAUUUGUUUUGCCUAAAACACCCAGACAAUGUGCUAAGAGGUCACUGUGCAUUCCUUGCCUAGGUGUAUUUCUACAUAUGCGUGGGAGCUGCACUACUGCUUUCAAUGGCAGAGGCACUUUCUGUAAAUAUCAUAUAGAGCACAUAGCACCCUUGGUGUUUUAGAAAUGGGUGGCGCUGCCUGUCCGGUUGCCUGCAGAGAAUGCUUCUGUCAGGGUAAAUGUAUUGCACUGCUCUCAUUUUAAUGUUCUGUAUACAUAUAAAAUACCUAAUUAACUGUUUAAAGGUACACAGAAAUAUUGGAUACAAUUUUCAGUGGCUUUACUGCAUGGCCAGACCAAAUACAGGUAGAGAGGGUUAAGAGCUGCUUCCACUUUGCAGAUGGCCCUCUUUUAUUCUAUAUCAUUGCACAGAUAGGGUUCUGGCUGAGGAAAUGGCUAGACGGCUGCAAAAUGGAUUUCUACUGGAAGAUCAGAACUACUUGCUAAUUAUAGGCCUGAAUAGGAAAUCAUUUCCCUUUGUAUUGUUUCAAAUGUGCUUCUGCAUGCAGUGUGGGUGCCUACUAAUGGCAUUUAGCUUUCUCACUGCACCCAUUCUGUAGGUGCCCCAGUCUGCAUUUUUAGGCGCAACUGUAGAUUUAUACAGACCAUUGUGCUGGACCAUAUCUAUAUCUGUUCUACUGCUGCAACUCUGCUAAACUACAUCUCCCAGUUACCCCUGACAGCUGGAGUGUAGCAGCUAAACAGCCCUGAUGUACAUUCUGAACACUAGGGUAACACUGUCCAGUGGAAUGUAUGUGCGUCACUCCCGGCAACCCAUCCUAGGCUAAUGUUUAGCCCGGGUCUCCUUUAGAGGUUAUGUUUUAUGCAAUUGUGAACAUUUCUGACCAAAGUUAAUGUGUUUUUUUUUUUUUCUUUUGUGAACAAUACUGUAACUCAAAAAAAAAAGAAAAAGUUCAAUGUUCAGUCCGUGCUGGAUAAGUUGCAAAAGCUCAAAGGUCCAAUUUUUUUUUGUGUAUAUUUAAAUGCUUUGUGCAAUAAGUAUAUUAUUUGUAUAGUAUUCACUAUUGUAAAUAUUCCUGUACAGCAUUGUAUUUUUGUGUCCUAUAGUUUGUGUGCAGAUUGCUAAAUGUAUAUAAUAUAUCGGAAAUAAAAUUGUAUAGUUGUUGGUAA
Messenger RNA from Xenopus laevis (African clawed frog), 4942 nucleotides. RefSeq names its product family with sequence similarity 110 member C L homeolog (gene fam110c.L). Lineage: Eukaryota; Metazoa; Chordata; Amphibia; Anura; Pipidae. Bases 170 to 1132 code for a protein of 320 amino acids. The record is from RefSeq and is a predicted model, not a curated record. The transcript has a single exon.